Molecule: messenger RNA, 2000 nt
Organism: Jatropha curcas
Lineage: Eukaryota; Viridiplantae; Streptophyta; Magnoliopsida; Malpighiales; Euphorbiaceae
Product: putative serine/threonine-protein kinase PIX13
Biological process (GO): protein phosphorylation
Molecular function (GO): protein kinase activity; ATP binding
Source: RefSeq, a predicted model, not a curated record
ACGAUUCAAAAAUGCAACCCCAAAAACUUCCUUUUUGCUCUGCCACAGCAAAUUGUAGAAGUAAAGAAUUUGUCACGCAGUGUUCUUACAUUCAAGUGAUUUCGAUGCAAAUCUGCACAUCGGGUCGAGGAACGAAACGGGCAGAGGAAGAAAAUUGAGAAGAAGAAACUCUUUGUAAAGAUUUCAUCAAGAAAAUAUAUUAAGGUUGCUUUGACAAUAUCGCGUUCAAUCCCUUGUCAUAGUAAGAUGCUACGCGAGUGCUUGGCUCUUUCUCUUUGUUGACUUGAAACAAACUAUAUCAAGUCUUUUUAUAACCACUGUGAGACGAAGAGUACAGCUUUUGAUGCAUUGACUUCAAUCCUAAAGGUCUAUGUAACAAGUCCUGUUAUUUUCUCUAAAUCUAAUUUCACCACCGAUUACGCCAAUAUAGGAAAAAAUACUAUAUAUUUUGAUGGGUAUUUGCUGGAGUUGCAUUAAUGGCAAGUCCAAUCCAACCCCAAAAUCUGAUAUCCUCACUCCGACACCUGCAGAGCCAAUCCCAGAACCAGAUCUACUCCCGAGUAGUGUGGCCCAUCUGAUCGAUAGUGAUGAUUCUUUUCUGGGUAGCAACGUUUCCCGCACCAGUUGGAUGUCUAUGGCAACUACCAAUGUUACAACUCUGUUGUCUCAAGUAAGCGGAGUAAUUGCAGCUAUUUGGGCCGAUAAUGUUGCAGAGGACAAUGAGUUCUCAGCUGCAAUAGAAGAUGACAACAUCCCAGACGGGGGAACUGCAUCUGAUACAAAGUUGAAAGCUUUUACUUUUGCACAAUUGCAAGCUGCAACCUUUAAUUUUAGAACUGAUAUGGUGUUGGGAAAGGGAGGUUUUGGCAGUGUCUAUAAGGGCUAUAUCAAGGAGAAUGUACCAUCCCAAGGUACCAGGAAACGAGCCAUUGCUGUUAAAAGAUUGGAUGCAAACAGCAAACAAGGAUUUCGACAAUGGAGAACAGAAGUUGGUUUCCUAGGAAGGCUUUCUCAUCCUAACAUUGUAAAGUUGUUGGGAUAUUGUAAGGAAAAUGAAAAGUUCCUCAUUGUUUAUGAACUCAUGCAAAAGGGCAGCUUGAAUUACCAUUUAUUUGGAAAGAGCUCAAAUCAUUUGCUUCCAUGGGAAAAAAGGGUUAAGAUUAUGAUAGGAAUGGCUCAAGGCCUGUGUUACUUGCAUACGAUGGAGAAGCCAAUAAUUUUCAGAGAUUUCAAGUCCUCAAAUGUACUUCUUGACCAGUCUUGCGCUGCAAAAAUAUCAGAUUUUGGCUUGGCAAAAUGGGGAUCUGCCGAUAAUUCAUGUGUAACAGGACAUGUUAUGGGCACAGCUGGUUAUACCGCUCCCGAGUAUAAGGCCACAGGAAGGUUGUAUGUAAAGAGCGAUGUUUACAGUUUCGGUGUAGUUUUGGUCGAGAUGCUUACAGGCUUGCGAGUAAUAGAUAGGCAACGUCCACCUGGAAAACAACAGCUGCUGACUUGGGCAAGUCCACGCUUAAUCCAUAAAAGAAAGUUGAUGGAGAUAAUGGACUCUAGGUUGGAGGGAAGAUACUCUGUCAAAGAAGCUUUACAAAUUGCUCGGCUUGCUUUGAAAUGUACUGAGAACGGCCCGAAGUUGCGCCCAUCAAUGAAGGAAGUUGCAGAGAUCUUACAACAGAUUGGAAAUCGAUAUGUAACUGGUGAAGCCUAAAUUUCGUCCGACCUUGUCUUCAUCAGAUAGCAUUAUCAAUUCUUGCCUUGAAUUUUGAGAAUGAUUAACUGUAAAUUGGAUAAGAGUGAACCUCAUUCGUUUGAUUUCACCCGAUUCAAAGGUUAGGUUUUGCUGCAUUGCAAAAAGGAUGAGAUGUUGCCAUAUGAGCAGCGAAAAAUGAAGGGUUAAUUAAGCCAUUAUUGUCUAUUUUCAUUUAAUUAAACCACUAUUGUUGGAUUGUUGAAUUUAAUCAUUUUAUCCUGUGAAUAAUAUCACUCGUUAUUCUUAUAGAAAA